AUGGAAACUAUUUUGCUCUUCCUCUCUUCUCUCCUGGUGUGUAUGGCUGCUGUAGCAGACCCCGGUGCACAGGAUGAGAAGGAGAAAGUUGAAAAUCCAUUUGUCUAUGACUAUGAGAGCCUGAGGAUUUGUGGACUGGCAUUUGCUGUGGUGCUGUUCACACUGGGCAUUCUUCUCAUCCUCAGUCGGCGAUGCCGCUGCAGUAUCGGCCAGAAGCCCAGGGCCCCCGGAGACGAGGAGGCGCAGGAGGAGAACCUGAUUGUCUCUAAGGCUGCAGUGGCCACCAAAGAGACUCCAGCAGAGAACUGA
Scomber japonicus (chub mackerel) is the source of this 309-nucleotide messenger RNA. It is a transcript of the gene fxyd6, whose product is annotated as FXYD domain containing ion transport regulator 6. Gene Ontology annotation, molecular function: sodium channel regulator activity. The transcript has 7 exons. Gene Ontology annotation, cellular component: membrane. Gene Ontology annotation, biological process: regulation of sodium ion transmembrane transporter activity. The record is from RefSeq and is a predicted model, not a curated record. Bases 1 to 309 code for a protein of 102 amino acids. Lineage: Eukaryota; Metazoa; Chordata; Actinopteri; Scombriformes; Scombridae.